AUGAAAGAGAAAGCUCCGUUGAAUAUUAUUACUGAUCAAGAUGGUGCUAUGAGAAGUGCAAUUGAACAUGUGUUCCCACUUGCAAAUCAUAGGAACUGUCGAUGGCACAUAAUGAAUAAAGCAGCGGGUACUGUAGGUCCGUUACUUAAGGAAGAUAAAGAGUUAGAGGACGAAUUCAAGGACUGUAUAAACUACAGUGUCAUGCCGGAAGAGUUUGAGGAAAAGUGGCAAUCUAUGAUUCAAAAGCAUGGCUUGCAGGACAACAAGCAUUUUGGGCAUUUGUAUAGCAUCCGACAGAGUUUUGUGCCAGCGUACUAUAUGCAUUGCUUCUUCCCGUUCCUCCAAUCCGUGCAAAGAAGUGAAGGUUUUAACGCAGUGUUGAAGUUGUAUGUCAGCCCAAACUUAUCAAUACUGGACUUUGUCAAGCAAUACCAAAAGAUUCAAGAUAAGUGUCUUGUUGCUCAAGAUGGGCAAGACUUCAGAACUGAUGAUAAGACUCGAAACACAAGGUCGAAGAACCCUAUUGAGAAGCAUGCCUCAACUGUGUACACGAAGAACAUAUUCUACAGAUUCUCAAAAGAAUUUGAAAAGAUCGAAGAGUAUUUUGUGCAGCAUAUAGGUGACUACCAGUUCAAGCUUGUGCCAAAUGACAAGUUUGUUGAUGGCUAUGGCACUAGAUUUGGUGUCAAGAAGCUGCCUGACCGAUACAUAAUGGAAAGGUGGAAGCAACAGGAAAUGACUGUUGGCACAAAUGCUAAUGCAAAUCUUCAAGCUGAUGUUGGGACUAGUGGUAUGCUUUUGCAGAACCAAAAGGCAAUAAGAUUCAGCAAUCUUGCCUCCACGCUCACAAAGUUUGCUCGCGAGGGAUCAAACUCAGAAGAUGCUUAUGAAAUUGUUACAAAGCACAUUGGAAUGAUGCGAUCUAAACUUGAAGAUCUAAAGAAGAAGAAGAAGAAAAGGACACGGUGUAAUGAGAUAUCAGCUAAUACUAUUGCUGGUGCUCUCAAUAAUCCCAGCACUCCUCAUGUUACAAAUGCACAUAUGACUGCAGCUUCUGCACCUUUAACUACUGCAACUUCAGUUGCUGCAUCCACAACUGCUAUGUCUAGUCAUACUGGACUUAGGACUAUUGGAACAAAUCUACAUGAUCCUUCUAUUCCUAGUAAUUCAAGAAAAGUAAAGAAUCCUCAAAGAUCAGUUAUCAAAGGGAGAAAAAAGUCAAAAAGGCUAUCUAAUGGAAUGAAUGCACAACCAAAGAGGAGGAACCAGGGCAGCAUUUGUCACUCUAAUAAGCACAUAGGUCCCAAGUGUCCGAAUAAAAUAGAAAAAAGAGUUCCAAAUGCAGAAAUGCAGGUAUUCACAUAG
This is a messenger RNA of Phragmites australis (common reed), 1365 nucleotides long. RefSeq names its product protein FAR1-RELATED SEQUENCE 3-like. The transcript is spliced from 2 exons. NCBI's taxonomy places the organism in Eukaryota, Viridiplantae, Streptophyta, Magnoliopsida, Poales, Poaceae. Gene Ontology annotation, biological process: regulation of DNA-templated transcription. Bases 1 to 1365 code for a protein of 454 amino acids. The record is from RefSeq and is a predicted model, not a curated record.